Molecule: messenger RNA, 1029 nt
Organism: Fomitopsis serialis
Lineage: Eukaryota; Fungi; Basidiomycota; Agaricomycetes; Polyporales; Fomitopsidaceae
Product: Aldo/keto reductase
Exons: 15
Coding region: 1-1029 (342 amino acids)
Source: RefSeq, a predicted model, not a curated record
AUGUCUGUCGCAAAGAAGUCUAUGCCAUAUGUCCGCCUGGGCAAGUCUGGCCUGAAGGUGUCGAAGAUCAUCCUGGGAUGUAUGUCGUACGGCCACAAGGGCUGGAGAGAAUGGGUCAUUGACGAUCAGGAGGAGGUCAGCAAGCACAUAAAAUACGCCUACGACCACGGCAUCCAGACCUUCGAUACGGCAAAUAUGUACUCGAACGGCUGCUCCGAGGUCAUGCUCGGCAAGGCCAUCAAGGAGCUCGAGCUGCCCCGCGAGGAGCUCGUCAUUCUCACCAAGGUGUGGCAUCCACUCGCGCCAAAAUUCGGCAUGGACGUGACGCUAGCGAGUGCGGCGGACCACGGUAUCAUCAACCAGAAGGGUCUGAACCGCAAGCAUAUCUUCGACUCCAUCAAGAACAGCCUCGAGCGUCUGCAGCUCGACUACGUCGACGUACUCCAGUGCCAUCGUUUCGACUACGAUACACCGAUCGAGGAAACGAUGCAAGCCCUCCACGACGUCGUGCAAGCCGGGUACGCCCGAUACAUCGGCAUGAGCUCGUGCCACGCCUACCAGUUCCACGCCAUGCAGAACUACGCCAUCCAGAACAAGCUCACACCGUUCAUCUCCAUGCAGAACCACCACAGCCUCGUCUACCGCGAGGAAGAGCGCGAGAUGUUCCCCACACUCAAGAUGUUCGGCGUCGGCGCGAUCCCGUGGUCGCCCCUCGGCCGCGGCAUCCUCACCCGCCCGCUCUCCGCGCAGACGAAGCGCGGCGAGACCGACGCGUCAAAGACGUGGGCGGGCACCGCCGACGUCGUCACCCGGGUGGAGGAGCUCGCGGGCAAGAAGGGGGUGAGCAUGGCGCAGGUCGCGCUUGCGUGGAGCUUGGCGAGGGACGACGUGUCGGCGCCGAUCGUGGGCACGACGAGCCUCAAGAACCUCGAGGAGCUCAUCGACGCGCUGGACGUCGAGCUGACUCCGGACGAGAUCAAGUACCUCGAGGAGGCAUACAAGCCGAUCGCAGUGUAUGGCCACUCGUAA